GGCCGGGGCUGGUGGCAAUGCGCCCCCGUGUGGCGGCAGAGAGUCCCCGACCGGGCCCCGCCCCGGUUCCACUCCGUUCCGGUUUCGUUUUUGGAGCGUCUGAAUGGCCGAGGAGGAGCCGCAGCAGAACGGCAACCCCCAGGGUGAUCCCCCUUGCUCAGGGGUGCUGGAGGUUGAGGGGUGCCCCCCCAGUGUGGAACCGGAGUUACUGGUUCUGUACUUCGAGAGCCGGCGGCGCUCCGGGGGAGGCCCGGUGCAGAGCUGGCAGCGCCAUGGCCCCCAGCUCACCAUCACUUUCCAGGACCCACGCGACGCCCAGCGGGUGCUGGCCCGGAGUCCCCACUGGCUGGGGGGGGCCGAGCUGCGCCUGGCGCCGGCCCCGCCGUGGGACCCCUCCCGACUGCUGCUGGGGGGUCCGAACUCGGCGACCCCCCUGGAGCUGCUGGAGCCUCACCUAGGGACCCUCCUGGGCCGCCCCCCAGGAGCCUUCACUCUGUGCCGGGGUCCUGCCAGCUGGGGGCUGCUGAGCCUGCGCGACCCCCUCACUCCUGAAGAGCUGGCAGUGGUGGAGCAGCAGGCACAGUGUUGGGGACCAGCAGGGGCCGGGUUCCAACUGCGGCGGGUGCCACGCACCCCUCAGGUGCUGGUGAGGGCAUCAGUGCCAGGACUGAGCUGUGACCUCCUGGAGCUCUACUUUGAGAACCGACGUAGCGGCGGUGGCAGCGUCAGUGACGUGCAGAUGCUGCCAGGUGGGCAGGCUGCCAUCGUCACCUUCCAGCAGCUCGAUGUGGCAGAGCGGGUGCUGGAGCGGCAGCACCAGCUGCAGGGCACGGUGCUAAGCGUGGAACCCCACUACUCCUUCCUGGGGGCAGCAGAGAGGGAUGAGAGCCCAGUGCCAGGGGACACCCCAUCACUAGGCACAGCAAACACCCUGGGCACCAGCACCUCACCGGACACAGUCUCUUCAGCUCCUGCCAAGCUGAAGCCAACAGAACUGCCAGCAGAGUUGACCUCGAUGCCAGGGAAGCUGCCAGAUACCAUCCCUGGGGGUCACAAGGACACAGAGGGGGACGAGGCUUUGGCCAGGCGGUGGCAGUACCUGGAGCAGGCAGGGACAGUAUUGGCAUCAGCACAGGAUGAAGUGUUGGUGUUGGCUCAAGAUGAGAUGCUGGUGCCACCAUCAUUGGCACAGAAGGAAGUGCCGGUGGCACCAGCAUUGGCACAGGACGAGGUGCUGGUGGCAGCAGAGCCGGGUGCAGUGCGGUACCUGCAAUGGCACUACCAGGACCUCCUGGGCAGCAUCCCCGAGGUCUCUCUGGUGCCAUUGGAGGGAGGAGACGUUGCUGGCUUCCGGGUGAGAGGGGAACUGGGUCGGUGCCAGGCAGCUGCUGAGUUCCUCCAGAGCCUGCUGGGUACUGUGGGCUCUCAGCCAGUGCCGCUGCGGUUCCCUGGCAUUGCCCGCUUCCUGCGGGACCAGGCUGGGCGCGGCGUCCUGCACCAGCUUGAGAGCCGCUUCCAGUGCGUUAUCGACGUGGAUGGUGCCAGCUGGAGUCCCCCAGACCCCCAGCUGGAGCUGACAGACUUGCUCCCUGCAAGCUGCCACGAGGAUGUCCAGCACUGGCCUGGUGAUGCCAGCGGUGCCAGUGAUGGUGACAGUGACACUGAGGCCAGUGGCCUGGACUCCAACAUCGAGGAGAUCAAGGAGCUACUGGCAGCGCUGCACCCUGGAAAUGCCACUGAUGAUGCUACUGAAAAUGCCACCGAUGAUGCCAAGCAUGCACCAUGGGCUGGUACCGAACAGGAUGCUGUUGCUGAGCCCCUGGCCUUGGGCAGUGGGGAUGAUGCCAGGGAGCUGCAGUGGGGCACUGGUGAUGCCAAGCUGUCAGAGGAGGCACAGAUGGUGCUGGCCAUCCAGCGCUCCAUGGACAGCUCAUGGUGCCAGGAGCAGGAGGUGGCAGAGCUGGCACGUGCUACUGCUCUCUCCCUCCGCUCCUAUCAACGUGAGCAGCUGGCACUGCCCAGUGAGGAGGAUGAUACCAGGCUCCGUGCCGUGCUGGAGGCCUCGCUGGAAGAAGCAGCAGACGUGGCACGGGUCACCAUCUUCUGCUCCUUCGAGCAGGAUGUGUCAGUGCUGCCGCAGGCACUGGAGCAGGCACUGGAAGGGCAACUGCAGGCACAGGUGGUGGUGAGUGAGCGGCUGCGGGCACUGCCAGCCUCCUGCCUGGCUGCCCUGCGGCGCCGGCAUGCGGUGAGCCUCCAGUUGUCCCAUGACACUGCCACGCUGCAUGGCUUUGCCGAGUACACUGCAGCUGCUGCCCAUGACCUCCAGGCCCUGCUCCGGCACCUGCCAGAGCCAGAGCUACCCAAUGUUGGCACCACCACAGCAUGCUGGGUGCGGUGGGAAUCCUCUGGCACUGCCAUUCCCUACCCUGCCGAAGCUACGGAGCAGCUGGAGCGGGCCUGGCAGUGCCAGCAGCGCCGGCUGGACCUGGUGCUGGCUGGGCGUCCCCUCACCAUUGACCUGCAGCGGAUGGAGGAGUUCGACAUUGGCAGUGCCCGUGCCAUCACCAUCUCCCGCAGCCAGCCCCCUGCCCACAGUGACCGACACCUGCUUGCAGGGUUGGAGGUGCCAGGACUAGAGGAGGAAGUGCGGCUGCUGUCACUGCCUGAGGACUCAGAAGAGUUUGGUGCCACUGUGCGCCAGUUCUACCAGAGCCUGGAGGAGCAGCAUGGCAGGAUCAGCAUUGUUAGGGUGCAGAAGCUGAUCCACCCAUUGCUGUACCAACAAUACCAGCUGAAGAAGGGCAGUGUGGCACGGGAGUCUGCCCCUGGCACUGUGGUGGAGCAAGUGCUGUUCCAUGGCACCACCGAGGGCAGCAGCCGCGAGAUUUGCUUGCAUGGCUUCAACCGCAGCUUCUGUGGCAGGAAUGGUACCCUGUAUGGUCUUGGCGUAUACUUUGCGGUGUCAGCGGCGCUGCCAGCCCAGGACCGGUUCUCCCCGCCCAGCUCCGACGGCUCCAAGUUCAUCUUCGUGGCCCAGGUGCUGACCGGGGACUUCGUAAAGGGGUCCCCCGGGCUUCGUGCCCCGCCACUGCGGGCACAGCCCGGGCACUGCCCACCCCGGCGCUACCACAGCGUGGUGGACAACUCCCAGCACCCCACCAUCUUCGUCAUCUUCAAUGACACCCAAGCCUACCCGCAGUACCUCAUCACCUGCCGCCAGCGUGGAGGGGCUGCCAGAACCCCCACUGACCCGCCCUGACCCUGCCACGACACCCCCGGACCCAGUACCCCCGAUCCCACUGCACCAACCCCUGCCCAGGCAUCGGGGUUUGAGGGUCCCAGAGCAGCCCCGGGUGCUGAUGGUGUGGGCAGGAUCCCUGCUCCAGGGGGUAUCAGAGUCUGAGGGCUCAGGCUGGAGCACUCAGGGGUCACUUCCGAUGGCACUCUGACACAGUACCCCCGGUCCCUCCACUCCCACUGCACUAGUCCCCGCCCCGGGCCAGGAUCUGCGAGGUCCCGAGCAGUUCCAGGGGUCAGGACCUCGGGGGGUCCUCCCACUCAGGUGUCACUCCUGCCCUUGCCCACUUCUUUCAGGCCCUGCACUAAGGGAGGGCUCAGGGGUCCCUGGGGUCUAAGGGGAUCUUUGCCCUGGGGCUUCUUAAGCUUUAGGGAGGCUCUGUCCCGGGGCAGGUCCCGGAGACCCCCAAGCUGAGAAUAAAUUUGGUGCCUUUCA
Messenger RNA from Pogoniulus pusillus (Red-fronted tinkerbird), 3736 nucleotides. It is a transcript of the gene PARP10, whose product is annotated as poly(ADP-ribose) polymerase family member 10. The transcript has 11 exons. Gene Ontology annotation, molecular function: NAD+ poly-ADP-ribosyltransferase activity; NAD+-protein mono-ADP-ribosyltransferase activity; transcription corepressor activity. Lineage: Eukaryota; Metazoa; Chordata; Aves; Piciformes; Lybiidae. Bases 104 to 3262 code for a protein of 1052 amino acids. The record is from RefSeq and is a predicted model, not a curated record. Gene Ontology annotation, cellular component: cytoplasm; nucleus. Gene Ontology annotation, biological process: negative regulation of gene expression; protein poly-ADP-ribosylation.